Iphiclides podalirius (scarce swallowtail) is the source of this 1464-nucleotide messenger RNA. Lineage: Eukaryota; Metazoa; Arthropoda; Insecta; Lepidoptera; Papilionidae. The record is from the annotation of a GenBank genome assembly.
AUGGGGCUAUUCGCCUUGGCAAACUCGUUCACCAUGCGAGUGUGCCUCAGUAUGACCAUAACGCAAAUGGUGCUACACCCGGAGUCGUCCGAGCACAUAGUCGGCGAGAUAUGUCCGGAUAACGAUGGCCCUGCGACUGAAGAAGGAAAUAGCACACUAGUUUUUGAGGGUCGAGAUCGCUACGAUUGGGAUGAAGCUACGCAAGGUUUACUGCUAAGUGCCUUUUACUACGGCUACGUUAUAACGCAUUUGCCAGGAGGUUUAUUGGCUGAGAAGUUCGGUGGGAAAUGGACUCUUGGCUUAGGCCUUUUGUGCACUUCAAUAGCGACUGCUUUAACGCCUUUAGUAGUAAGCCUUUGGGGAGCGGUUGGGCUGUUUGUCAUUCGGGUCGUGGAGGGUUUUGGUGAGGGACCGGUGACACCAGCUUUCGUGCUGUUGUUGGCUAGAUGGAUUCCACCGUCUGAGAGGUCCCGUUUUGGUGCCAUGAUAUUUGGAGGAGCCCAGAUCGGGAACAUACUCGGCCCAUACUUAUCUGGUUUGCUUUUAGCGGAUGGAGGCGAUUGGGCUAACGUAUUUUACGUCUUCGGUGGAUUGGGAAUUAUUUGGUUUAUAUUUUGGGUUGUUUUAUGCUACAGCACUCCUAAUUCCCAUCCUUUCAUUUCGGACGAGGAGAGGGAUUAUUUGAACAAUAAUGUGGCAGCAUCCGGCUUGCACAAGAAAUUGGAUCCAGUCCCGUUUAAAGCUGUGAUAAGAUCUGCUCCACUUUGGGUUCUCGUAAUGGCCGCUAUUGGCCACGACUGGGGUUAUUUUACGAUGAUCACAGAUCUGCCGAAAUAUUUCUCCGAUGUCCUCAAAUUCAACAUUAAAGAGACCGGUUUGAUGUCAGCUCUUCCAUACAUCGCGAUGUACAUAUUCUCCUUUAUAUUUGCUGCGUUAUGCGAUCUGUGCAUUAGGAGGAAAUGGCAUAGCAUUGGAACUGGGAGGAAGAUUUACACGACUAUCUCCUCUUCCGUGCCCGCGCUUUUUAUAAUACUGGCCUCGUACUCCGGAUGCAACCGCGCGCAGGCGGUCGGCUUUUUCAUAGCGUCCAUGGCGUUCAUGGGUGGCUUCUACAGCAGCGUGAAGAUAAACGCCAUGGACAUUGCGCCUAACUACGCUGGCACUUGCGCCGCGUUCGUUAACGGCAUCGCCGCAAUUGCCGGAAUAAUCACGCCGUAUUUGGUUGGCUUGCUGACGCCAGACCAAACAGUGGAGCAAUGGCGCAUAGCUUUCUGGACUGUUUUCGUUGUGCUCGUCGGCACGAACAUAGUCUACAUAAUCUGGGGCUCAGGGGAGCAGCAGUGGUGGGACGAUGUGGAAAGGCACGGCUACCCACCUGGUUGGAAGCAUGGUCCUCUGAAGAAAAGGCAGCAGGAGAAGAAAAUCGUGUAUCCGAAACACGACCAUUCGCCGAUAUCUAACGAC